Lycium barbarum (goji berry) is the source of this 1138-nucleotide messenger RNA. Its product is annotated as NAC domain-containing protein 83-like. NCBI's taxonomy places the organism in Eukaryota, Viridiplantae, Streptophyta, Magnoliopsida, Solanales, Solanaceae. Gene Ontology annotation, biological process: regulation of DNA-templated transcription. Gene Ontology annotation, molecular function: DNA binding. The record is from RefSeq and is a predicted model, not a curated record. The transcript has 3 exons. The coding region runs from base 141 to 851 and encodes 236 amino acids.
AAGAACCCUCACUUUCCCUCUCAUUUAUCCAUCCCCCACUAUUACUACAUCUCUCUCUCUAUUCUUAUUGUUGUUAUUGUUCCCUCUUGUUCUUGCUUUUCUUAAUUUUGUCACACUUUGAGUUGUCAUUAAAUUAAGUUAUGGGUAUGGAAAAGCUUAGUUUUGUGAAAGACGGUGUACUAAGAUUGCCACCUGGAUUUAGAUUUCAUCCUACUGAUGAAGAACUUGUGGUACAAUAUUUAAAGCGCAAGGUCUUCUCCUGUCCUUUGCCAGCUUCUAUUAUACCUGACAUCGACCUUCACAAAUCUGAUCCUUGGGAUUUACCUGGUAAUUUGGAGCAAGAAAGGUAUUUUUUUAGUACUAGGGAAGUGAAGUAUAGAAACGGGAGCAGGUCAAAUAGAGCAACUAACUCAGGGUAUUGGAAAGCAACUGGACUUGACAAGCAAAUUGUGAGUUCUAGAGGCCAAAAACAACUUGUUGGUAUGAAGAAAACUCUUGUUUUCUAUAAAGGAAAGCCUCCACAUGGUUGUAGAACUGAUUGGAUUAUGCAUGAGUAUCGUCUUGCUAAUCUUGAAACCAAUGCCAAAAAUGUUCCUACCCAGGAAAAUUGGGUACUAUGCCGGAUAUUUUUGAAGAAGAGGGGAAGCAAUAAAAGUGAAGAGGAGAACAUGGUGUUGAAUAAUACUACGAGUUGUACAGGGGAAAAGAGCAAGCUAGUUUUUUACGAUUUUAUGGCAAGGGAGUCUAUGUCUGGUUCAAGUGGGAUAACUGAGCUGUCUACUAAUGAAUCUGAUCAUGACCAUGAAGAAAGUAGUAGUUGCAAUAGUUUUAGAAGAAAAAACAUGGCCUAAUUAGCUUAGACUUGGCCUUAAUUUCCUUUCUUUUCUUUUAGUACUAAUUCGACGAAAUAACCAGUUCAAAAGUACCUAGUUAUGGCUCAAAUGUCGCCUCUCUUUCACACUAUCUCAUUAUAUAUAUAUCCAUCAACACCCACAAAAAGGGAAAAGGAUAGAAAGAAUAAAAAGAGGGAAAAUCGGCAUGUCAACAAAAAUCCUAAUUUGGAGAGAGUUGCUGGUUUUACUAUGUGUACUCAAUCCAAUUAAGAAUUAGUGAACAACAUAUAUUGUUUUUUAUUUAA